UUUUUUUUUUUGUCGAACGACCUUACAAAGGGUAAGGGAGCAUGCGCUGUAACCUGUGGCCACUUUUUAUUUGAGCUUAAACCUGCUGAAGCGUAAAGUCCGACUCACUCAAAUAAUACAAUUGGUUGGUAAAUAAAGUGUAGAAUGACAGUGAAAGACAACGGUAAAACAGUUAAAAUUCUACUGCCGCUCAAAUAGUACCUGUGCAUAGAGAUCCGGCUCAUUUGAUAAAGUGGUAUCAAGCAGACACAUUUUCAACCAGGAAGCGUUACAAAUGAGGUAGAAGUUCCCAAAUAAAAAAGUAUGGCAGCAAGAAAAAAUGUUUUAUUAUGGCCUCUUGUGUUGGCCUCAACAUUUUGCUUAAAUUCAAUUGGUGUUUGCGCGCAAGGAUCUACCCUUAAAACGGGCCUACUUAAAAUUACUAAACCAACGCCGAGAACCCUGUAUAAUGGUUACGCAACUAGAGUUGCAACAGCGGCAACAAGCACCACACCGCCGCCGAGUUCGUCGACAACGGAGAUCACUGAUAGCAGUACAUCGGCCACCAUACCGGAGAUUUGCAUACAUGGCUUGAGAGUAAUGCCCACCGACAUGGACCAGGCACAAAAUGUGCGUCAUGAACGGGACUUUGUCCACAUUAUUGAAGGCGAUGCCAUGCUCAGCAUUCUGACAACAGACGUCGCCUCGGUGCUUUUUGUUGUGAACCGUAUUAACCGAGCAAAUCUGUUGGAUGCAGAUUUUGAAAUUGGAGUCCGUGCUAUCCUCAUAGAAGAUGAAACAAUUGCCGAAAACUUACUCAUGCAGGAGGUGCAGUAUCUGCAGCAGUGCAUAACUCACGCCAUUGGCAUAUUUGUCGACCAUGAUGUAUACAAGAGUUCAGAACAGAUCAUCAAAGAUCUGGAGUACAAUAUUUGGCCCAUACUCUCGCCACACGUAUAUCUCUUUCCCAAAGUUGCGCACUUAUUACAUCAAAUGCCUUGGGGAGAAAGUAUAGCUUCUGUGGAAAUUCUCACUGAAAAUCUGGCAACUUAUAAUGAGUUUAUGGAGGCAAUCCGGCAUGAACAAAUGUGCUUAAUGCAUUUCAAGAGCGACAAAAAUGUCUACAUCCUUUUCGGUAAUAAGAUGGCUCACCAUUUUGAAGAAAAUGGCACAAUUUUCGCAGUUCCCACCGAUCGCGCAGAUCGUACGUUUAUAUCAGAUCUACCAGAUAAAUCAUAUAUACUUAUGGAGCGCGAAAUAGAUGCGGAUGCGAUUGACGGGAAUUCUACCUUAUCUACAUUAGACGAAACAUUUAAGGGCAAAUCAGUUCAACCAUCUCGAGUUUUCGCUUUUGCUCGUCCAAUGCUGGAGCUGGUGCGUUGGCUUAAGGGCUCGUUGAUGCGCAACUGUAAGCGGGAGCAAAACAUUUUCAUAUUCGAGUCAUGCUUCAAUUUUCUCACGUUCAUCGCCGACUGGCAAACGCCUGAGUAUCGUCAGUACUACGAACCUGCAAAAAUUCUAGAACUAUUACACAUGCAUCGAUUUGCUUCCCUAAUGAACUUCCAAAUGUAUCAGAAAGUCAGUGAAAAUGGUCACGGAACUGCAACCGUUUCGUCUGGCGAGGAUCACAUAGAACUGCGGGAGAUUGCGUCCCAAAACUUUGUUACCAACAUAACUACUUUCUAUCAUUACAACAGAGCGAACAGCACAAGUCUAGAGCUGAAACCGAAGUUCGGACAGGUCUUCAAUUGCCAGUACAGUGCGGGGGAGAAUGCAAGGUAUCCGUUUUUAUUCGAUGGAGAAUCAGUGAUGUUCUGGCGUAUUAAGCCCGACGCUUGGGUAGCCACCGGGAUGACGGCCGCUAUUCUCGGCUUAAUAAUAACCUUGGCCAUAUUGGUGUUCAUAGUAGUGCGCAUAUCCUUGGGCGACGUGUUCGAAGGCAACCCGGUCACCUCGAUUCUCUUAUUGCUCUCUUUGAUUUUACUAUUCACAUCGUUUGUGCCAUUCUCUUUGGAGUACAUUGGCGAACACCGUAACUCGCACGUGACUUUCGAAGAUGCCGCCACACUGAACACCCUUUGCGCCGUGCGCGUUUUCAUUAUGACCCUCGUCUACUGCUUUACAUUUUCGUUGCUGCUUUGCCGUGCCGUAAUGCUAGCAUCGAUCGGCUCAGAGGGUGGAUUUUUGUCCCAUGUCAAUGGCUACAUUCAGGCAGUCAUUUGCAUUCUCAGUAUCUUCGUGCAGUUGGGUAUGUCCAUACAGCUGCUUGUGAUUAUGCAUGUCGCCACUGAGAGUAUAUCAUGUGAGAAUAUGUACUAUGGACACUGGCUGUGGGUUUUGGUCGCUUACGAUUUCAUCUUGCUGGUGGGAGUUGUCGCCCUGGUACCGUUCAUAUAUCGCUCACAACGGAAUUAUCGGGAAGGAAUCCUCAUUGUUAUUGGUGCAGUGCUGACUUUUCUCAUUUGGAUUGUUUGGAUUGGAAUGUCAUUUUUCGGAGAUGAGAUACGUGAUGCAGCUAUUCCUUUGGGUCUUCAGGCCACCGGUUGGGCCAUAUUGGUGGGAGUGCUUAUUCCGCGUACGUUUCUUAUCGUGCGCGGUAUUGAGCGCUCGGACAUUGCUCAGGCGUUGCCAUCGCUUACUUCGCUUGCCUUCGCGCAGAAUAAUCAGUACUCUUCCGAACAGAGCGUUUAUGAGUGUGUUAAUCCAGCUAUGCGUAGUUGCUCGCAAGCAGAAAUGGCCCAGUCUCCAAGUGAAAUUCCUACACUUCCACUGCGCGGUGGUGGUCCACGACGUCAACAAUUUUUUGCCAACCUGCGUCAGGCCAAUGCCAACAUAAAUCCACAGAGACCUCCACCUCGUCCACAACGGGGAAGCCCCACGAGAUCAGAGUGUUCAUCUUUACCCGACUCACCCGAGAGCAGUAAAAUAACUCGAUUCUAGAUGGGAAGGAAUAAGUGAAAGGGAGAAAUUUUAUAUUACUUUAUUGUAUUUUAACGGUCCAUCAUCUUUGUAUCUAGUCAUUGUCUUUUGAAGACUGUCAUUUUUAUUACUCAUCAACUCGAGGCAUAUUAUAUACAAAUGCAUAUUUUA
This is a messenger RNA of Rhagoletis zephyria (snowberry fruit fly), 3069 nucleotides long. RefSeq names its product G protein coupled receptor bride of sevenless (gene boss). Gene Ontology annotation, cellular component: membrane. The record is from RefSeq and is a predicted model, not a curated record. Gene Ontology annotation, biological process: visual perception; G protein-coupled receptor signaling pathway. Gene Ontology annotation, molecular function: G protein-coupled receptor activity; sevenless binding. NCBI's taxonomy places the organism in Eukaryota, Metazoa, Arthropoda, Insecta, Diptera, Tephritidae.